Messenger RNA from Pelobates fuscus (common spadefoot toad), 2709 nucleotides. It is a transcript of the gene JPH3, whose product is annotated as junctophilin 3. NCBI's taxonomy places the organism in Eukaryota, Metazoa, Chordata, Amphibia, Anura, Pelobatidae. Gene Ontology annotation, cellular component: junctional membrane complex; plasma membrane; endoplasmic reticulum membrane. The coding region runs from base 373 to 2643 and encodes 756 amino acids. The record is from RefSeq and is a predicted model, not a curated record. Gene Ontology annotation, biological process: regulation of synaptic plasticity. The transcript has 5 exons.
CCCCCACCUCUCCUGAUACCCUCCCCUUCCCUCCCCCCACUAUGCUGGGGUGCGUGGGGUCCCACUCAGGACGGAUUGGGGGGCUGUUGCCCCUAUUCUGAUGAGAAGGGGGGCUGCUAGAUCCAUAGAGAGGUGGAGCUGAGUGCUCACUGCAGAAGCUGCUGGCUAGGGGCAGUCCACGCGGGAUCGUGGGGUCUCCUGUGAUCAGGACCUGCUCAGGAUGCAGAAGCUGAGGCUGAAUUUGACUUGAUCCCAGGGCCCCCCUUUCUGCUCCCCCCCCACCCCUUUCCAUCCCUGGUGGUCCCCCAUCCUGUGCCCCCCGCUCCCACUCACCCUCUCGGUCUCGCGUGGAUUGGCAGCCCAGUUACAUGCAUGUCCAGUGGGGGAAGGUUUAAUUUUGAUGAUGGGGGCUCUUACUGCGGAGGCUGGCAGGAUGGCAAGGCUCACGGGCACGGCAUCUGCACGGGUCCCAAGGGCCAGGGCGAGUACUCGGGCUCCUGGAGUCACGGAUUCGAGGUCCUGGGCGUCUACACCUGGCCGAGUGGCAACACCUACCAGGGCACCUGGGCACAGGGCAAGCGGCAUGGCAUCGGCAUGGAGAGCAAGGGCAAGUGGGUGUACCGGGGCGAGUGGACCAACGGCUUCAAAGGGCGAUAUGGGGUCCGGGAGUGCACGGGCAACGGGGCCAAGUACGAGGGCACCUGGACCAACGGGCUACAGGAUGGAUAUGGCACCGAGACCUACUCUGAUGGAGGUACCUACCAAGGUCAGUGGGCUGGUGGGAUCCGUCAGGGAUAUGGAGUGCGUCAGAGCGUCCCUUAUAUAAUGGCUGCAGUUAUCCGGUCCCCUCUCAGGACCUCUAUAAACUCGCUCCGUAGUGAGCAUACAAAUGGUACGGCUCUGCACCACGAUUCUUCCUGUGCCACAUCUGGUAGCCCUGCUGUGUCUAGAGGUGGAUUUGUGUUAAUGGCCCACAGCGAUGCAGAGAUUCUAAAGAAUAAGAAAAAGGGAAUCUUUAGGAGAUCUAUUCUGAGUGGACUAAAACUGCGUAAAUCUGAGUCCAAGAGCUCGUUGGCUAGCCAGCGGAGCAAGCAGAGCUCUUUUCGCAGUGAGGCUGGGAUGAGCACUGUUAGCUCCACUGCAAGUGACAUUAACUCCACCAUCAGCUUGGGUGAGGGCGAGACGGAGCUCUCGGUCAUUGAGGACGACAUUGAUGGCACCACCACAGAAGUCUACUUGGGUGAAUGGAAGCAUGACAAACGCUCUGGUUUUGGCGUGAGCCAACGUUCGGACGGUCUGAAAUACGAGGGAGAGUGGGCCAACAAUAAACGCCAUGGUUACGGUUGCAUGACAUUCCCUGAUGGGACCAAAGAGGAGGGGAAGUACAAGCAGAAUGUCCUAGUUAGCGGGAAGAGGAAGAAUCUGAUCCCACUACGAGCCAGCAAGAUCCGGGAAAAAGUGGAUAGGGCCGUCGAAGCAGCUGAGAGAGCGAGCAACAUUGCCAAGCAGAAAGCAGAGAUCGCAGCUUCACGGACGUCUCACUCCAGGGCAAAAGCAGAGGCGGCCACAGCUGCAGCUCUCAAGGCACAGGAGGAAGCCCAGAUCGCCAGAAUCGCUGCCAAAGAGUUUUCUCCAUCCUUCCAGCAUCGGGAAAAUGGGCUUAAAUGCCAGAGGCCAAAACACCAGAACUCGAGUGAUGAUAUUGAGGUCAUUUCCACAGAGACUCCACCACAACAGGACAGCCCUGAACUUUACAGAAAGGGAACAACACCAUCAGAUGUGACCCCCGAUGACAGCCCUAUGAGAAGUCCUAUGUGCAGUCCACCCUCUACACCACCUCCAACUCAGCUGGCACCCAAGUCCAGAAAUAAAAGUGCACAUUUCUCUAGGCAAUUGUCUGUGGAUGAGGAUCGGGGUGGUGAUAUCCAGAUGUUGUUGGAAGGUAGGGGUGGGGAAUAUGUUAGGCCCAACAGCUGGAGUGAGAUUGGCGGUGGAAGAAUAGGGCCAGUGCAGGGCAACCCAUUGGGACCUUGUUCUAUCCCUGAAGAUCUUAUGAUGAAGAGCACUGGCCACAAACAUGUGGUUUCCAACCACAAACCAAGAGAAAGAUGGGCAGAUUCUCCUACCACAGUAUCAUGGACUUCACACCGGACACAUAACCAUAGUCCAAGUAGCAACCAACUUCUGGAGGUAGAUGAGGAGAAGUUGAGCAACUAUGAAAUGGAGAUGAAGCCCCUGAAGAGGAUGGAUUCUUAUAUGCAAGAAAUACACACCCAAAAAAGACAAUACAGUAAAGGUGUGCCUCGGAACCCUAAUGAAGGCCACCAAGUAGAGGAACGCAUGUAUGGAGUUCAGAGACUUAGAUUGAAAGCUCAGAACAAAGAGAACUUCAGGCCGGCAGCUUCUGCUGAGCCCACCGUGCAGAAACUGGAUACAUUGAGGUUUGGGGAGAAAGGGGAAUCUCGGCUCCUGAGACGAGACCUUACACUUUCCCCACCACAGAAAUCUUUACCUGUUGCACUAGAAUCAGACGACGAAAAUACAGUGGAGCUCAAACCUACGGGUUCCGCCCCCAUCCUGGUAGUCAUGGUGAUUUUGCUAAACAUUGGAGUCGCCAUUUUGUUUAUCCACUUUUUCAUUUGAUUGAACCGCUCCACCGUUUGCAAAAAAUAAAAAAAUGACAUUAAAAAAAAAAAAUCAUUUUAAAAA